CUCUCCGAGAAGAAAGAAACCCUCUCUUCCCUCCUUUCUCCCACCCAAGUUGCGAUUCGACGCCAAGCGGGCAGCCAGCAGCGCCGAUCUUUCCUUCUUCUGGCCGUUGUCGUUGCAGACAAGAGGAAUGAUGCAGCCCUUCCGUCUCGCCCACCGCGGCCUUGGCCCCAUGGCGCGGCAAGCCCCGGCCAGUGCGCUCCGACAUAAUGCGCUCCGAGCUUCGGCAUUUCACUCUUCGAGCAACAGAUUGGCGCUCCAAAAGUUCAUGAUGCCAGCCAUGAGUCCGACGAUGACAGAGGGCGGCAUCGCAGCUUGGAAGAAGCAACCUGGUGAUACCUUUUCGGCCGGCGAUGUCCUUCUCGAGAUUGAAACGGACAAGGCCACGAUGGACGUUGAGGCGCAGGACGACGGUAUCAUGGCCAAGAUCAUUGUCGAGGACGGCGCAAAGAACGUGCCCGUCAACUCGGCUAUUGCCAUCAUUGGCGAAGAGGGAGACGACAUCUCGGGUGCCGAUGCCCUGGCUGCUGAGGCAGAGAAGGAAGGCCCGCCCAAGCAGGCUGAACCAGAGGCGCCCAAGCACGAAGAGACACCAGAGCCUCCCAAGGAGCAGGAGUCCAAGCCCGAGGAGUCAAAGAAGGAAGAGUCGAGCGCCAAGCAGGAGGAGGCGCCCUCGCGAGCCUCUGGCGAACGCGUGUUUGCCAGCCCACUUGCUCGCAGGCUUGCCCAGGAGAAGGGCAUCCCCCUCGGCCAGGUCAAGGGCUCGGGCCCCAACGGACGCAUCGUCAAAGCCGACAUUGACAGCUACAAGGCGCCCGCCGGCCAAAGUGCUGCUCCUAGCGCUGGUGCCGGCGCUCCCGCGCCUUCGGCUGCCAAGUCGGCACCGGCACCUUCCGGCGCGUCGUACGAGGACAUUCCUGUGUCCUCAAUGCGUCGCACCAUUGCCGGUCGCUUGACCGAGUCCAAGCAGCAGCUGCCCCACUACUACGUCUCGAUCGACGUCGAGAUGGACAAGGUCCUACGCCUGCGCCAGGUCUUCAACGAGGCAUCGGAGAAGAAGGCCGGCGGCGAUGCGCAAAAGGCAAAGGAGGCCAAGCUGAGCGUGGGUGACUUUAUCACAAAGGCUGCCGCCGUGGCGCUGCGAGAGGUUCCCGAGGUGAACGCAGCAUGGUACGGCGAAUUUAUCCGACAGUACCACACCGCCGACAUUUCCAUUGCCGUGGCCACGCCCACGGGCCUGAUCACGCCCAUCGUCAAGGACGUCGGAGGAAGUGGCUUGACGACGAUCAGCGCCUCGACUAAGUCGCUCGCCUCUAAGGCCAGGGCAGGAAAGCUCAAGCCGGAAGAGUACCAGGGCGGCAGCUUCACCAUCUCCAACAUGGGCAUGUUCGGCAUCACUCACUUCACCGCCAUCAUCAACCCGCCGCAGAGCGCGAUCCUGGCCAUUGGCGGAACCGAGCCCAGGAUGGUCGUCGAUGAGGCCGAGGAGAAGGGUUGGAGAAAGGCCAUGGUGAUGCAGGCCACCAUCAGCGCCGACCACCGGAUCGUCGAUGGCGCAACGGCGGCCAGGUGGAUGAAGGCAUUCAAGGAUGCCCUCGAGAACCCCUUGAGCUUCAUGCUAUAGAUUCGUCCUUUUUCCCUUUCUUUCCUCAUGACUCAAUGUAACAAAUGAAUGGCCAACUCAGCAG
This is a messenger RNA of Acaromyces ingoldii, 1685 nucleotides long. Its product is annotated as putative dihydrolipoamide acetyltransferase component of pyruvate dehydrogenase complex mitochondrial precursor. Gene Ontology annotation, molecular function: dihydrolipoyllysine-residue acetyltransferase activity. Gene Ontology annotation, cellular component: pyruvate dehydrogenase complex. The record is from RefSeq and is a predicted model, not a curated record. Lineage: Eukaryota; Fungi; Basidiomycota; Exobasidiomycetes; Exobasidiales; Cryptobasidiaceae. The transcript has 5 exons. Gene Ontology annotation, biological process: pyruvate decarboxylation to acetyl-CoA. Bases 131 to 1621 code for a protein of 496 amino acids.